ACUCUCACUGAGCACAAGUAUUUUAAACGUUUACGGCUAAAGGGAAAUUAAACAAAUAAAAACUUGAAUUAAUUAUAAAUAAAUUGCAAUUAAAUAUCAGUUUUUUGUUGAACAUAAUGUCUGUGAUUUUAGUUUUCUGUUUGGUGUUUGCCUCGGUGUAUUUGUUUUUAAAAUGGUAUAAAGUAUUUUUAACCGGCAUACAAAUGCCGGGACCCUGGGCUAUACCCUUCAUGGGCAAUGUGCAAAUGAUAACAAAACUAACACCAGAUAAACUUCUAUUUCACAUACAAAAGUUUCGCGAAACUUGUGGUGAAUCAUUUCGUCUUUGGCUAGGACCCAAACUUUGGGUAUUUUUACAUACACCUGAAGAAAAUCGUGAUGCUUUACAGGAUUCUUCACUAAGAAAAGCUGAUACUUUUUUGCUGCUGGACAAACUUAUCGGCAAUGGUCUACUAAUAAGUCAUGGUAAAUUUUGGGAGUCACAUCGUAAGGCUUUGGGACCCGCCUUUCAUCCUAACAUUUUAAACAGUUUCAACGAAACAAUUUGCCAACAUGCUGACAUUUUGGUGGAAAUUUUAAAGAGUUUACAAAUGCAACCUGUGGAAAUUACCGACUAUUUAUUUCCCUGUAUAAUGGACGCCAUCAUAGAGACCUCUAUGGGUAAAAAUUUACAAACGCAAAAGGAUAAAAAUCAUUUUUAUACUCAUGCUUUUCAUAGAACUGGUGAACUACUCUUCGCCCGAAUGACAAAUCCUUUGUUAUUUAGCGAUUUCAUUUAUAAUAGAACUUCCGCUUGUCAGGAAUUGGAUAAAAAUCUUAAUAUUAUCCAUAAUCUAAUGGAAUCGGUUAUAAAGGAAAGACAAGAAUAUUUAAAAGAAUUUAAAGAAACAGGAGAUUUGAUUGAAAUCGUUGGUAAACGUAAAAGACCUCAAUGUCUUUUAGAUACUUUACUGACGGUGGAAAUAGAUGAGCAACCUUUGACCUUGAAGGAAAUCCGUGAUGAAGUUAAUACUUUUGUGUUUGCGGGUGUCGAUACCACUACUGCUAGCAUGUCCUUUGUACUCUAUGCUUUAGGUAAAUAUCCUGAGGAACAAAAACGUCUUCUACAAGAGUUACAGCAUCAUAAUCUGGACUUUAGUGAAUCGUUAACUCCCAGUGAUCUUAAUAAAUUGGAAUAUUUGGAUAUGUUUAUUAAAGAAUGUCUUAGAUACUAUACCAUAGUACCUUUAACCGGUAGACAAACUACUCAGCCCACUAAAAUCGGUCAACGUACUUAUGCUGCCGACAUUACUUUAUGGAUUAAUAUGUAUGGUUUGGCUCAUGAUGAAAGUCUUUUCGAGGACGCCUGGUCCUUUAAACCCUCACGUUUUACUAAGGAAUCCUAUGAAAAAGUACCGAAAUUUAGUUAUAUACCCUUUUCAGCUGGUCCUCAUAUAUGCAUUGGACGGAAAUAUGCUUUUUUGAUAAUGAAAAUAUUGACUGUAAAAAUUUUACAGAAAUUACAAGUUUCUCUUAAAGAUCCCGAGGAGGAAUUGAUCUUGAUGGCGCAAAUGGUUUUAAAGGCGAAAAAUGGUAUAAAUUUGGUUUUUAAAGAAAGAUUGUGAGAAGAUUUUUAAGAAAAUAAAGACAUUAUUUUGAAA
Lucilia cuprina (Australian sheep blowfly) is the source of this 1640-nucleotide messenger RNA. RefSeq names its product probable cytochrome P450 311a1 (gene Cyp311a1). Gene Ontology annotation, molecular function: monooxygenase activity; iron ion binding; oxidoreductase activity, acting on paired donors, with incorporation or reduction of molecular oxygen. NCBI's taxonomy places the organism in Eukaryota, Metazoa, Arthropoda, Insecta, Diptera, Calliphoridae. Bases 117 to 1604 code for a protein of 495 amino acids. The transcript is spliced from 5 exons. The record is from RefSeq and is a predicted model, not a curated record.